Meriones unguiculatus (Mongolian gerbil) is the source of this 875-nucleotide messenger RNA. RefSeq names its product surfactant protein C (gene Sftpc). Gene Ontology annotation, biological process: respiratory gaseous exchange by respiratory system. The transcript is spliced from 6 exons. The record is from RefSeq and is a predicted model, not a curated record. Bases 87 to 683 code for a protein of 198 amino acids. NCBI's taxonomy places the organism in Eukaryota, Metazoa, Chordata, Mammalia, Rodentia, Muridae. Gene Ontology annotation, cellular component: extracellular region; alveolar lamellar body.
GGCUGGCAGACAGGAGACCUAGUCCUUCACCUCUGUCCUUUCUCUCUCGCUGGUGAUAUAUAUAAGACACUGGUCACACCAGAGAGAUGAGGAGAGGAGAGAGAGUCUACAAAAUGGACGUGGGUAGCAAGGAGGUCUUGAUGGAGAGUCCACCGGAUUACUCAGCAGGUCCCAGGAGCCAGUUCCGCAUCCCCUGCUGCCCUGUGCAUCUCAAACGCCUGCUCAUCGUGGUUGUGGUGGUGGUCCUCGUUGUGGUGGUGAUUGUAGGGGCCCUGCUCAUGGGCCUUCACAUGAGUCAGAAACAUACCGAGAUGGUCCUUGAGAUGAGCAUUGGAGCACCGGAAACGCAGAAACGUCUAGCCCUGAGUGAGCACAUGGACACCAUUGCUACCUUUUCCAUUGGCUCCAGUGGCAUUGUUGUGUACGACUUCCAGAGGCUCCUGACUGCCUAUAAGCCAGCUCCGGGAACCUGCUGCUAUAUCAUGAAGAUGUCUCCAGAGAACAUCCCUAGCCUUGAGGCUUUCACUAGAAAAUCUCAGAACUUCCAGGCCAAGCCCUCAGCACCCACCUCCAGGCUGGGCCAGGAGGAAGGGCAUGAUGCUGGUUCUUCCGGGAGGGAUGUGGCCUUCCUAGGCCUUGCUGUGAGCACCUUGUGUGGAGAGCUGCCGCUGUACUACAUCUAGGAUGCCUCAGGGUCGGUGGCAAACGCAGAGGGAAAGGAAAGACCCGCGGCCAAGGGUCUUUGACAGACAAGCAGGAAGCUGCUCCUGCCCAUACCCGACAGGAGAGGGUAGAAGUCCGUAGAGGAGAGGUGUCCCCUACGGGCCAGGGGGCUCUUGCCACAAAAGAAUAAAGCAGCCUGAUUGAAAAACAAA